CCUCCCCUCUUCGAAUCAAAAAUCCUCUCGCCAGAAAAUAAAUCCCCUCUGCCCUCCAAUCAUCCUCAGUCCCAGCAGUCUGGACAAAGACAGCGCCAUCACCAUCCCCAAGCAGGAAUAGGAAAACACCGCCGCCGCCGCCAACAAGGUGGACUUUUCUUGGGCCUGAGUCAGGGUCUCAGCCGCUGGGAUUCCAUGGAUGGACGGCCAUCUAGAACGACUGUCUGCAACAUCAUUCAUCGCUUGCUCCUAGCCCGCCUCCUUCCCGCCUGCCGUUGUAUUUUAUGUUAUAAUGAAGCUGCUCGUCGCUGCAGAUCCUCUCGGGUAGAACAUAAAACAUCCCCUAUAGCAGUUGGUUGAUAGUGGAUACACCUUGGACACUGACUGACUGAUUGACUUCCUCGUUGUACUCACCUGUUAAUUCCCUUUUUCUUCUCUGUCUCUGAUUACCUUUCGUUCUCCCUCCCCAUCUCUCUCUUUCUUUUUUUGCUUCCCUUCGACCAAACCUUUUCCUCUCCGAACAAAUAAGAAGGCUUGCUUGUCUCACCUGUCUUUUGUUCUUCUUCUUUCUUCCGUUUCUUGAUUUCCAUCUUUUAGACACCCUGUGACCGUGGUUUGGUGUCUCGCAGGCAGAGCCUCAUGCAGAGUCCUCCACCGAGUGGAUCAGUACAGUGACAAUUGCUCUCGUUGUUCCUCUCUCACUCUGAAUUUUUCCUCUUUCUCUCCCCGAAUAUCCUGGUGUUUGCGGUCUACUCCUCUUUUGGCUCCUUCCCAGCCGCUUCUGCGCGAUCAAGUUCCUCUGACCACGGCCGACGUCUCUUUGCAAUCAGGCGGCGACUUCAUCUGACAAGCCAAGGUCCGAAAAACAGAAGGGUAAAAGAAUCGGAAUAGCCGACUGUUUGCGCCGCGGGGCUCUCCCCAUCAGAAAAGAAACGAUAUGACGGCCACGACAGGAUUUCUCUCUGGCCAUCCUCCCUCUCCUCCCCAAUCCACGGGCGGGGCCACGCCUGAGCCUCUUCAGAAUCCGUGCAUUGUCAUUCGGUACAACCAACCUGGUGCUGUUGAUUCUUCUGCGCUCCACAGAAACGGUGUACCUGCCGAGGCCACUUACGGCAGUAGUUCCCAGUCAUCUAUGGAAUAUCAUAACUCCCCUUUCUCGCAUACCAUGCCGCUGCCUCCAGCUCAGAUGAUCCCAAAUGGUAUCCAGGUGGAAACACCACCUCAUACCUCAGACGACGACUUCCUCCGCGGUGGUUCGUCAUCGCCAUCACAGUGGCUUUCCCCUCCGGCCCGAUCGAGGCCUCACCCAAAGGCGAGGCUCAGGAAGGCACCCAGGUCCCCACGUAGGGGUGGUGGUAAGCAGAGGAAAAUGGACUACCCCGGAAUGCCUGGUCCACUAAGCGAAUUGACCAAGCACAUGACCGGGGUGCCGAUCAAGGACAUGGAAGAGUGGGUUCACCGACCGAUCGAAGUCCGUCAGCAAGUAGCCAAAGAGAAAGGCAAGAUUGCCCGUCCCAUGAAUUCAUUCAUGCUCUAUCGGUCGGCUUAUGCCGAACGGGCCAAGUCAUGGUUCGCCCAAAGCAACCAUCAGGUUGUAUCAAGGACGGCAGGAGAAAGCUGGAGACUUGAGCCGCCUGAAAUCCGCAAGAAGUAUGAGGUUCUGGCAAAGAUUGAGAAGAUCAACCACGAGAGAGCCCACCCGGGAUACCGUUUCACGCCCGAGAAGGACAAAAAGAAGCGAGACAAAACGCCGGACAUUGAUCGCCGCCAGUGCAUCGAAGGCGCGUCACAGUCUAGUCCCUUCUCGAGCCAUACCGCCCGGUCCGUCAGCUCAGACCUGGGCAGCGGAUGGGACAGCCGUGGCUCGACCCCGUUUGGUUUCGUUGAUCAUGGUCUACCCACAGGAGGCUAUCUCAACUCUUCCUGGCACUCCAGCAACCCCGGAAGACCAGCCCCGGGCAUGAUGUCCCCUCCCGAGCCUUCCCAGUAUAUGCAGCAGACUGUCCUUCCCAGUCUGAUGGGCUCUCACGUCGAAGAUGUUCGAUUCAGGAGGGUGGGCUUGCAGGAUGUCCAGUACACAACAUCCACUGCCUUGGCUGGGUUGCCAGGAGCAGCCCACCAUGAGCUUCUUCAGCCGCCAACGGCUCCCGGGGCCGGGCCUGAUGGACAGCUAGACCCCCAGUUGCUGGGAUACCAAGGUGAUGCUUCAAAUGGCGGUCCGGCCUACGGCAACUCUCAUUUUCCGGCGUGGCAUGAAACCGCGGCGAACAACUUGUAUCUUCCCACAACGCUCUCUCCCACCUCUCUGAACUACCCCGCCGGAUCGGCAUACCAGUCGGGGUCAGCAUACCAGCCUGGUUCAUACCAGCCAGGGUCGGCGGCUGCGAUGGAUGGUCGCGAGGCAUGGGAUCCGAACCACGAUGGAUCCAUGGAAACCGGUGGUGAAUUUGACAGUUGGAUCAACUCUCAUCAAUCAGGAUACUAGGGUAGAUUCCCUGUGGUAUGUGCUGAGAUGUCAGUGGUGAUAUUAUGAUGAAAGUCACGAGCCUUGACGGAAUCGUUCAUUAUGGUGUAUAUGCCAUCGUUACUUGAAUAAUUUGGGUAGGCUCUUUGUUUUUGGGACUGGAAUACCUUUUCGUUUAUUGGAGAUUCAAAGCCUGGUUGAUUCAGACCCGGCGCUGUUUGUAUUUUCUUUUUGUUUUUUCUCAUUUCCUGCUUUGUCUUCAUUCUCUACCUGGGCUCCCCUCCCCUUCUCUGGGUUUUGUUAAUCUUUCGCUUCGUUCUGGGUGGCAUGAUUGUAACAGUUUUUUUUUGUGGCAAGGGUGGGAUUCUGCUUUCAGUAAUUGUGGUUAUUAUAUGUUUGCGUCUCGGUGGUUUUUAGUGAUAGAAUUCAAUAUGAGUUCCAUUCGUUAUACAGGAGAUAUCAAUCGGAUCUAGUAUAUUUUCUCCCUCUGUCUUCAGUGUAGAGUGUGAUGUAGUGAAUACAUUUGAGGGCAAUAUAGAUGUCGAGUGACGUUGUAUGUACCAAGGUUAUCAAAUCGAAAAGAACUUGAAGAGU
Aspergillus melleus is the source of this 3058-nucleotide messenger RNA. RefSeq lists its product as uncharacterized. The record is from RefSeq and is a predicted model, not a curated record. Gene Ontology annotation, cellular component: nucleus. The coding region runs from base 938 to 2485 and encodes 515 amino acids. Gene Ontology annotation, biological process: regulation of transcription by RNA polymerase II. Gene Ontology annotation, molecular function: RNA polymerase II cis-regulatory region sequence-specific DNA binding; DNA-binding transcription factor activity, RNA polymerase II-specific. NCBI's taxonomy places the organism in Eukaryota, Fungi, Ascomycota, Eurotiomycetes, Eurotiales, Aspergillaceae. The transcript has 2 exons.